AUGUCACAAGAUUUUCACCUGUUGUUCUUCCCUGAGCUGCUUCAGCUACCUUUCCUCAGUUCCCAAGCCGCUCUAUGUGUCAUCCUCUUCGCUCUCUACUUCCUCUUCCGUCUCACGCCUGGUGGGCUUGCUUGGGCUUUCUCUAAGUCCUCUGCCCGCUCCAUUAUUCCCGGCCCAGUUACGGGCUUGCUAAGUGUUUUCAACGGUUCCACACCUCAUCGCGUUCUGGCCAAACUAGCCAGAACCCAUCACGCCGAGAAGCUCAUGGCUUUCUCUGUCGGUUCAACCCGGUUCGUCAUUUCUAGCGAACCGGAAACCGCCAAGGAAAUACUGGGUAGCACCAGUUUCGCGGAUAGACCUGUUAAGGAAUCGGCUUACGAGCUUCUCUUUCACAGAGCAAUGGGGUUCGCACCGUACGGAGAGUACUGGAGGAACCUCAGGAGGAUUUCUGCGCUUCAUUUGUUCUCUCCGAAGAGGAUUUCGGGGUUUGAAGGGUUUAGGCGCGAUGUGGGGUUGAAGAUGGUGGAGGAAGUGAAGAGGUUGAUGGUGGAACAAGGACACGUGGAGGUUAAGAAGGUGCUUCAUUUUGGGUCGUUGAAUAAUGUGAUGAUGACGGUGUUUGGCAAGUGUUAUGGGUUUUUUGAGGGCGAUGGGGUUGAGCUUGAAGGGUUGGUGAGUGAAGGGUAUGAGUUGUUAGGGGUGUUUAAUUGGAGUGAUCAUUUUCCUUUGCUUGGGUGGUUGGAUUUACAGGGUGUGAGGAGGAGGUGUAGGUGUUUGGUUGCAAAGGUUAAUGCUUUUGUUGGGGGGAUUAUUGAGGAGCACAGAACGAAGAGGGUGUCUGGUGAAUAUGUGAAGAACGAAGGCACUGGUGAUUUUGUUGAUGUUUUGCUUGACUUGGAGAAAGAUAACAAACUUAGUGAUGCUGAUAUGAUCGCUGUUCUUUGGGAAAUGAUUUUUCGAGGGACGGACACUGUGGCUAUAUUGUUGGAAUGGAUUUUGGCGAGGAUGGUGCUUCAUCCUGAUAUACAAGCAAAGGCGCAGAGAGAAAUAGACGGGGUUUGUGAUGGAGGGUCAAGGUCUGUUUCUGAUGCUGAUAUUCCUAACUUGCCUUAUUUGCAGUGCAUUGUGAAGGAGGCUCUGAGGGUGCACCCACCUGGUCCAUUGCUAUCAUGGGCUCGUUUAGCCGUGCACGAUGUUCAAGUGGGUGACAAGCAUGUUCCUGCAGGAACCACAGCGAUGGUGAACAUGUGGGCCAUCACUCACGAUGAGAAGGUGUGGGCUGAUCCAGAGGAGUUCAAGCCAGAGAGGUUCAUGGAGAAUGAUGUGAGCAUAAUGGGUUCUGAUUUGAGGUUGGCUCCUUUUGGGUCUGGGAGAAGGGUGUGUCCUGGGAAGGCUUUGGGUUUAGCUUCUGUUCAUCUCUGGCUUGCACAGUUGCUUCAAGGGUUUCAUUGGGUUCCCUCUGAUGAUGCCACUGUGGACUUGACUGAGUGCCUUAAGCUCUCCAUGGAGAUGAAAACCCCACUUGCUUGCAAGGCUGUUCCUAGGGUUGUUGCUUGA
Messenger RNA from Abrus precatorius (Indian licorice), 1557 nucleotides. RefSeq names its product cytochrome P450 78A5. Gene Ontology annotation, molecular function: monooxygenase activity; oxidoreductase activity, acting on paired donors, with incorporation or reduction of molecular oxygen; iron ion binding. The record is from RefSeq and is a predicted model, not a curated record. NCBI's taxonomy places the organism in Eukaryota, Viridiplantae, Streptophyta, Magnoliopsida, Fabales, Fabaceae. The transcript has 2 exons. The coding region runs from base 1 to 1557 and encodes 518 amino acids.